UUAAAAGCAGCAAAUUUCAAUAAAUUUUUAUAACCGUAAUAUGUUAAUUUUGCUUUGAUCCUUCAGAAAUUUACCAUUCUGCGUUUCAUUUUCCUCCAUCUCUCAAUCUCGACUUCGAUCCGUAACUGUUACCUAUCGAUCGGAAAUCACUAUCUCCAAAGCUGUAAUGCAAAUUUACGCCCAAAAUUAGAUCGGAAUCUGGUCGGAAAGCGGUCGGUUCUUCCUGUAACGGACCGGUAUUUCGGCCUUCACCGCUUGAAUUGGAUUGGAUUGGGGAUAGAUUUCACUCUGUGGAGGAUCUGUGCAUAUUCUUUGGUAUAUCUUUUUGUAAGAUUUCUGAGUAGGUGAAGUGAUGGCAACUCCCGGAGGACCUAGGCCAGGGAAUUUCCCCCCGAAUUUUAACCCCAAUUCCCUUGCUAAUAAUAUGCAAAACCUACAAAUUAAUCAGCCUAAUCAGCAGCAACCGAACAAUGCUGGUGGUAGUGCCCCUAGACCUCCUCCGAAUGCUACACCAUUCGGUCAACAGGCUCCGCCUUUUGCUGGCAACAGACCAGGCCCACCUCCCCCUGGUGUAUUUCCAAGGGCUCCAGGACCACCUAAUGUUCCUUCUCAAACAUCACUGCCUCCAAAUAUGGUUUCUUCUAGACCUACUGGUCCACCGCCUGGAUCUCAGCCUCCUCCCUUUUCAUCAAGACCGCCACCACCUGGGGCAAUGCCAUCAUCCAUUGGUAGACCUGUUGCUCCCACACCUCCUGCACCGGGUCCUCGUCCUGGAUCAUACCCGUCUUCCCCUCUGACAUCAGCUCCCUCCACUCCGUCUCAUGCAAGUGCUUCUGGUCCAGUUAGUAAUGGACCGCCUACAUUUGCACCAGGUAUGACACAAAGUGGGUCAUCAUUCCCUCCUGCUAUGGGUGGUAUGCCGAGGCCUUUAGUUGGACCUCCGCAACCACCAGCUAUGUUAUCAUCUAGGCCUUCUUCUCAGCCGCCGCAAAUGCGCCCUACUUUUGGUGCUCCACCUACUGCUGUAUCAUCUGCCUCUGGGCAACCUGCACCGCCAUUUUCAGGCCCGCCACGGAAUAUGAUGCCUCCGAUGGGUUCAUCCCCAUUUUCAGCACCAAAUACAGGCAUGCAUCAAUCUAUGAAUUCUCCUUAUGGGAUGCAGACAUGGCCAGCACAGCCACAGCAGGUGACUCCACCUCCUCCUAUUCCUGGGUCUAUGCAGCAGCCUCCGCGGAUGUUUGGAUUGCCACCAGGUGGACAAUCACUUCCAAAUCAGUCUAUGGCUCUGAACCAAACAGGGCAAUCUAAAAUUGAUCCCAACCAGAUUCCCCGUCUUUCUCAGAGUGGAUCUGUAAUUGUUCAUGAGACCCGUCAAGGCAAUCAGGCGAACCCUCCACCGCCUGCAACAAGUGACUAUAUAGUUAAAGACACUGGAAAUUGCAGUCCACGCUACAUGAGGUGUACUAUCAAUCAGGUUCCUUUAACUGUAGACCUUCUAUCUACAUCGGGAAUGCAGCUGUCUCUAUUGGUCCAGCCAUUAGCUCUCCCGCAUCCAUCUGAGGAGCCUAUCCACGUUGUAGAUUUUGGGGAAAGUGGUCCUGUUCGAUGUUCUCGUUGCAAAGGUUACAUUAAUCCUUUCGUGAAGUUUAUUGAUCAAGGAAGACGUUUCAUUUGCAACCUGUGUGGAUUUACGGAUGAAACUCCACGUGACUAUCACUGCAACUUAGGUCCAGAUGGUCGGCGUAGAGACGCUGAUGAAAGGCCCGAACUAUGUCGAGGAACAGUUGAAUUUAUUGCGUCUAAGGAGUAUAUGGUGCGUGAUCCAAUGCCUGCUGUAUUUUUCUUCUUAAUUGAUGUAUCAAUGAACGCUACACAAACUGGUGCAACUGCAGCGGCUUGCAGUGCCAUCAAACAAGUGAUAGCCGAUCUUCCAAAGGGUCCUCGAACAAUGGUGGGUAUUGCUACGUUUGAUUCCACCAUCCACUUUUACAACCUAAAACGAGCUUCGCAGCAGCCAUUGAUGCUAAUUGUUCCUGAUGUUCAAGAUGUCUAUACUCCACUGGAAAGUGAUGUUAUUGUUCAAUUUUCUGAGUGCUCUGAGCAUUUAGAAAUGCUGCUUGACACCAUUCCUACAAUGUUUGAGAGUAAUAGAAUUGCUGAUUCAGCUCUUGGUGCUGCUGUGAAGGCUGCUUUCUUGGCAAUGAAAAGCACUGGUGGCAAACUCUUAGUUUUCCAGUCAGUUUUGCCGUCCGCUGGUAUCGGAUCCCUUUCUGCUCGAGAGGCAGAAGGCAGAAGCAACAUGUCAGCAGGAGAAAAGGUCUUAAUGCUGCAUAUAUUUGCAUUGUCAGGACUGAUAUUAUCUGAUAAGACUCUAAAAACUAUGGCAAUAGAAUUCGCCGAGUACCAGGUCUGUGUUGACUUGUUUAUUACAUCGCAAAUGUAUGUGGAUAUUGCAUCUCUCUCUGUUAUUCCAACGACAACUGGAGGCCAGGUAUACUACUAUUAUCCUUUCUCUGCCCGCUCCGAUCCUGCUAAGCUGUACAAUGAUCUUCGGUGGAACGUCACAAGGCCCCAAGGGUUUGAGGCAGUGAUGCGUGUUAGAUGUAGCCAGGGUAUUCAAGUUCAAGAAUAUUCUGGAAAUUUCUGUAAGCGCAUACCAACUGAUGUUGAUCUACCUGCGAUUGAUUGUGACAAAACAAUAAUGGUCUCCCUGAAGCAUGAUGAUAAACUACAGGAAGGUUCUGAGUGUGCUUUUCAGUGUGCUCUUCUUUACACCACUGUAUAUGGACAAAGAAGAAUCAGAGUUUCCACACUGUCCCUGCCUUGCACCAACAUGCUCAGUAAUCUAUUCCGCUCUGCUGAUCUAGACACCCAAUUUGCAUGUAUCACAAAACAAGCUGCUAUUGAGAUUCCUUCAGCUCCUCUUGCACAAGUCAGGGAUCAAGCUACCAAUGUUUGCAUCAACAUUUUAUACUCGUACCGGAAGUUCUGUGCUACGGUGUCAUCAGCCGGACAACUUAUUCUGCCCGAGGCACUUAAAAUGUUGCCUCUCUAUACACUUGCUUUACUCAAAUCCACUGGAUUACGGCCUGAUGGAAGAAUUGAUGAUAGGUCUGUCUGGAUUAAUUAUGUCUCACCAUUACCUACUCCUUUGGUGAUCCCAUUGGUGUACCCUAGAAUGAUAGCACUUCAUGACCUUAAUGAGAAGGAGUUAGAUGAUUCCAUUAUUCCUGUUCCGAUUCCACUUUCCAGUGAGCACAUUGCUACCGAAGGAAUAUAUCUUCUUGAGAAUGGAGUGGAUUGUUUGAUAUAUUUGGGUGACAAUGUUCAACCAAAUAUUUUGCAACAGAUGUUUGGCAUUUCUUCACUUGAAGAUAUUCCUAAUCAGUUCAUUUUGCAGCAAUAUGACAAUCCCUUGUCAAAGAAGCUGAAUGACAUUGUAAAUGAGAUAAGGCGCCAACGAUGUUCUUACCUACGCUUGAGACUGUGCAAAAAGGGGGAUCCAUCAGGGAUGACGUUCUUCUCGUACCUGAUUGAAGACAAGACGGCUAAUGGGUUGUCAUACGUCGAGUAUCUAAUACACAUUCAUCGACAGAUUCAGAGUAAAAUGGCUUGAUCAGCUACUGGCAAAAGUUUUGACACCUAAGAGAAGAACACAUGAGAUGCAUCUUGAUGUUUGCUGCGACACUGGGAGAUCUCGACAAAUACAUCUUUCCUUUUUGAGUGAGGUUUGGAGGUUAUAAUUUUGUUUAGACAAUCAUUACAUUUGAUGGGUUUCUUGAUAGAGUUAAAAGAUAUAGAAAUAAACUAAAAAGGAGUUGGUUUCAGGUUUUUGGAUAUAUUCCUAUCUAUAAUCUUUUGCUGCACUGUCUUUUGAGAUGUAAAACACAAUGUUGUAUAAUUAUUUAGAUUUAGUGGUCUUUGUUGAUCCAACUUGUUGUAAGGUACACAAUUGAUGAAAUUAGGACACUUCUUAACUCAUCAAAAUAUUCAUGGAGUUGUGUGAUUUUUGUAUUUA
Molecule: messenger RNA, 4018 nt
Organism: Salvia hispanica
Lineage: Eukaryota; Viridiplantae; Streptophyta; Magnoliopsida; Lamiales; Lamiaceae
Source: RefSeq, a predicted model, not a curated record